AUGAAGGAAUAUUUGAGAGCAUUUGAGGAAUCAAAACACACCAAACAACGAGAAUUCGAUGAUGCAGUUGAUGGUGGGGCCUAUUUUGGUGUUGAUCUGCCGUUCCCAGCCAGCGUGAAGAGAGGUAUCAGAGGCCCUAUGGAUCGAUUUGUUGCUAAUGAGUUAGAAGAUGGCAAAGUAGUCCCUCCAAGUGCAACGGCUAAAGAGCACUGUAGUCGAGUUUGUCUAGAUAUUGGGAGGUUCUUCUUUGAGAACUCAAUCCCAUUUAAUUGCGUUAGAAGUCCAUCAUUCAUUAGUAUGGUGCGCUCAAUUGGGGGUUACGGUCGAGGGUUGAAGCCUCCAUCAAUGCAUGAGAUGAGAACUUGGAUCCUCAAAGAAGAAGUAAAGACGACAUCUGCCAUUGUCGAUGAGAUCAAAGCAACUUGGAAGCACACGGGAGUUUCAUUGUUAUCGGAUGGUUGGUCAGACAUGAGAAAUAGAAGUUUGAUCAAUUUUCUCGUUAACAAUCAAUAUGGAACAAUGUUUUUGAAAACUGUGGAUGCAAGUGACGUUGUGAAAAAUGCCCAGAAAUUGUUUGAGUUACUUGAUGAAGUUGUUGAAGAAAUCGGAGAGGAUCAUGUUGUGCAGGUGAUAACAGAUAAUGUAGUCGCAUACAAAGCAGCCGGGCGUUUGUUAAUGGAAAAGAGGACUAGCUUAUACUGGACUCCGUGUGCAGCCCAUUGCAUUGAUCUAAUGCUUGAAAAGAUCGUGGAUUUUGAGCUUAACAAGAAAGUUGCUAAGAAAGAUCUUCUCAGACCAGCUGCCACUCGAUUCGCGACUGCCUAUCUUACAUUGGAGAGCAUGUAUGAGUUGAAACAGCCGCUGCAGCAUAUGUUCGUUUCGAGAGAUUGGAAAGGAUGUGCGUGGGCAAAAAAGGAUGAAGGAAAGGCUGUGAGAAAAAUUAUCAUGAGUGAUAAUUCAUUUUGGGCUAGUGUGGUUUACUCUAUUAAGACCACAAAGCCUCUUGUGGAUGUGUUGAGAGUGGUUGAUGGUGAAAGGGCACCGGCAAUGGGAUUUAUCUACGCUACUAUGGACGAAGCCAAAGAAAAGAUAGCCAAGAAUUUGAAUGACGAAGUAGUUGCCUACAAGGAGAUUUGGAAUAUCAUCGAUGAUAAGUGGGAGAAGCAAUUGCACCGUGACCUUCACACAACUGCUUAUUAUUUGAACCCGCAAUUUAGAUGGAGUGAGAAUGUUUCCGAGCAUGCGGAGAUUAAAAAGAGGUUGUUUAAUUGUAUGGAGAGGAUGAUCAAGGAUAACGACACUUAUUUGAAGGUCGAUGUCCAACUUGACGAGUACAAAAAUAAGAGAGGGUUAUUUGGCUCGAGAGCAUCUAUGUCAACAUACACAUCUCGUGCACCUGUUGAUUGGUGGGAACAUUUUGGAGAUGAAGUUCCCCAUCUCAAAGCAUUUGCAAAGAGAAUUCUUGGGCUUACUUGCUCGGCUUGUGAACGUAACUGGAGUACAUUCAAUCAAGUGCAUACAAAGAAAAGGAAUCGUCUAAGCACAUUGUUCCUCAACAAGUUAGUGUACAUUAUGUACAAUAAACGCUUGAAGCAUAAACAUUCGAAGAGGCAAUUAAGAAAGGAGAAGGACGAUCCUUUGGUUGUUGAAGACGUAGCUUCCGAUGAUGAGUGGAUAGCCAAUCCAAAUGACGAAAAUGAUAUUGAUGUUGAUGAUGCUAACUCUGAUGAUAUUGAGGCAGAUCAUAUGGAUGAGGGGACAAGUUCUUCCAUACCAAGAAAGAGAGGAAGAAAUGAAGUAUCAAAGAAAGGAAAAGGAAAAGAGGUUCAGCAUAGGAUGAGGACCUGGAUGAGGAUGAUGAAAGUGCAAGAGAUGAUUAUAAUUAAGUUGGAUUAUUAG
This is a messenger RNA of Salvia miltiorrhiza (redroot sage), 1899 nucleotides long. RefSeq lists its product as uncharacterized. NCBI's taxonomy places the organism in Eukaryota, Viridiplantae, Streptophyta, Magnoliopsida, Lamiales, Lamiaceae. Gene Ontology annotation, molecular function: protein dimerization activity. The record is from RefSeq and is a predicted model, not a curated record. The transcript is spliced from 4 exons. The coding region runs from base 1 to 1899 and encodes 632 amino acids.